AUGUUUCGUCGAAGCGCUGAUGGAUGGGCUAGGGAUAACUGCCAGUGUACCCAGUGCGUCAAUCAGGACACGCGGCAGCGAAACUUUGAUACCUUCCAGUUGCCAGAGGACGUCCACCCGGUGAAUUUCUCAGAGACUGAGAAGCAUCUCGAGGUUCAGUGGUCUGAUUCGCACAAGAGUCAACAUCCCUGGUCCUGGCUCGACAGCUGGUUCGAGGGAGGAUAUGCUGAGCAGACUCGAGUGUUCUGGAAUUCAAGCAUAGAGGAUGCACCUCCCGAGGUUGCCUUUGAUGCUGUCAUGAGCAAGUCUGAUGAGAAGGGCAUGGCUGAUCUCACCAGAAACAUUUGGGUGCAUGGAUUUAGCUUCGUGGUCGAUACACCCCCAACACCAGACGCCACCGAAUCCCUCCUGGAAAAGGUUGGCCCUAUCCGAACUACUCACUACGGAGGGUUCUACGACUUCAUCCCAGAUCUUGCUCUGGCCGAUACGGCGUAUACAAACCUUGCCCUCCCUGCUCACACAGACACUACCUACUUUAGCGAGCCUGCUGGUCUACAAGCCUUCCACCUGCUAUCCCACCACGCCCCUCCUAAUGCCAAGCCGAGCGAUGAUGCUCUCGGCGGCCAAUCACUCCUUGUCGAUGGCUUUCAGGUUGCCAGCACACUGAAGAAGGAGUCCCCCGAGGCUUACGAGACCCUUCGAACGAUUCAGGUUCCAUGGCACGCCAGCGGCAACAAAGGCAUUGCCAUCGUGCCGGACCGCACAUACCCUGUCAUCGAGGAGGACAAUGGCGAGUUGACUCGAGUUCGCUGGAACAAUGAUGACCGUGGCAUCUUGGAUGUCUUUAACGCCGAGAAGUGGUAUAGUGCAGCUCGCAAGUGGAACGAGAUUAUUCGUCGCCGAAGCAGCGAGUAUUGGUUCCAGCUGACGCCAGGUCGCGUCGUCAUCUUUGACAACUGGCGCGUCAUGCACGGUCGAAGCGCCUUCGAGGGCAUUCGACGAAUCUGUGGAGCUUAUACUCCCCGAGAUGACUUCAUGUCUCGUUAUCGCGAGACUAACUUCCCCCACGAAUCGGUUAUUGGACGCAACCUCAACAUGAGGUCGAGGAAACCGACGGAGAACAAGCAGGAGUACGAGGCCAUCACCCGAGCACCUUGA
Fusarium vanettenii 77-13-4 is the source of this 1158-nucleotide messenger RNA. RefSeq lists its product as uncharacterized. NCBI's taxonomy places the organism in Eukaryota, Fungi, Ascomycota, Sordariomycetes, Hypocreales, Nectriaceae. Gene Ontology annotation, biological process: carnitine biosynthetic process. Gene Ontology annotation, cellular component: mitochondrion. The transcript has 7 exons. Bases 1 to 1158 code for a protein of 385 amino acids. Gene Ontology annotation, molecular function: trimethyllysine dioxygenase activity; iron ion binding. The record is from RefSeq and is a predicted model, not a curated record.